AUGUCACCUUCGUUCGCCGUUGGACGUGAUAUGUACGUGGGAUCUCAACCAGGAACGUCGGUUCUUCAUCAUCACCAGAGUAGCGUAGGAUCCAGCUCUAUUUACAGCAGCGAAGCUGCAGUUGUGGGCAGAAGCGAACAAUCACAGCAAGAGGACCGCCGUUGUCGUGAAGACACGCACAUUCACAAGAAGAGACGCCUGGAGCGUGGCGCGUAUCCUUGCUCUUGUGACGACUGUUCCACGAAUGGACACCGCUUGAAUGUUCUCGCAGACAGUAAUCACCGAGUUUCCGAGCGGGAUUCACACCAUGCGUACUCUUCGCAUCACGAACGACGACCUACUCGACCGAGGAAACGAACGAAUGGAGCAAAUCCCGUCCGUGUGUAUGGAGACACGAGACUGCUCCACUCUCUUUCUGGGAUCUGGCUGAAUCGGCUAGAAUCGCGUUCGCCGCGAUUUCGUGCUUGUCGUUCGUGCCGUUCUGGCGCGGCUUUGUUGGACGAAAAGUCGUGA
Messenger RNA from Notodromas monacha, 513 nucleotides. Lineage: Eukaryota; Metazoa; Arthropoda; Ostracoda; Podocopida; Cyprididae. The record is from the annotation of a GenBank genome assembly.